This is a messenger RNA of Drosophila miranda, 2736 nucleotides long. Its product is annotated as protein quiver. The record is from RefSeq and is a predicted model, not a curated record. The coding region runs from base 152 to 634 and encodes 160 amino acids. The transcript has 6 exons. Lineage: Eukaryota; Metazoa; Arthropoda; Insecta; Diptera; Drosophilidae. Gene Ontology annotation, biological process: regulation of synaptic transmission, cholinergic; positive regulation of voltage-gated potassium channel activity; sleep.
GGCAUCAAAAUGCUUAGAGGCAGGAGCCGGACCUGAGUGGAGGAUUGCACCAUUGUGGACACUUGGCAGUCGAAGACAUCUAGAUCAUCCGCAUUUCCAACUCCCUGUUGAGAGAGCUAAGGAGGUGCCAGGACGCGCCAGGACACUUAAGAUGUGGAGAGAAAAGGGAAAUGCAAUCGGCAGCUGGCUGUUGGCUAUCACAGCCAUAUUCGGAUUUAUAACUCUCAUAUGGAUUCCGCAGGCCUCAGCCGAAUGCCAAACGCGAUCGAUUUACUGCUACGAAUGCGAUUCUUGGACAGAUGCCCGCUGCAAGGAUCCAUUCAACUAUACGGCUCUGCCGAGGGACCAGCCACCCCUAAUGACCUGCAACGGUUGCUGUGUGAAAAUGGUUCGCCAUCAAAGAUCACCCUACGAGGUGGUGCGCCGCAUGUGUACGUCACAGUUACAGAUCAAUUUAUUCAUGGUCGAUCACGUGUGCAUGGUGGAAAGUUCAGGCAAUGGACAUAUGUGCUUUUGUGAGGAAGAUAUGUGCAAUUCUAGUAAAGAUUUAUACACUCAUGGCAACCAGUUGCAUCUCAUAAUUACCAUCGCAGUGGCAGUGUCCUGGCUAAUGGGUCAAGUGCUCAACAGAUAGAAAGUGUUGCUAGGAUCACGACCACACACACACACACACACACACAAACACUCAAACGCCACACACAUACAACUCUGAAAUCUCUCGCUCUCUGUCUCUAUCUCUCUUUGUAAACAUAUGAUUUGUAGCUUGAAUAUUUCAUUUUGUACGUUUGAAGCACAGUUUUCGAUGAUCUGAUCUGAAGCCGAAACGAGCCUUGAGUAGUUUGAAUAACACCUAUGUACAUAGUUCGAUAGCCAAAGCUUCCACAGACCGAAGGCUUCUCCUUAUUCACACUAACACACUGAACACACUAACACUAGUACACGUACACUUACACGUACACUAUAUGCGAGCUUUGGAUGCACUGCGUGCAACGAGUAGAGUCGAACGAGUGUGUUCGAACUCGAGUCACAGCACGAGUACUCGUUAUUUGAAUUGCAUGUGUUGUUGAUGCUAAAGUAAGCUGAAGCAUGUAGCGCUUAAGUAGGAAUUGUAGUUACAUUUUAUUUUCGUUGUUACUUACAUUUGGAAAUGCCCCAGAAGAGGGAUAAACCAAAACCAAGUCCAUAAUCGAUUCACACACACAUAAAUAUGUUUAUGCAUAAACAUCCAACUAUAUCAUAUGUAAACUUGGAAUAACUCGCCAACACCCUUGGUUUGUAAAAACCUCCAAUACUCCAACUCCAGCAAUGUUCAUCCAAAAGUAUUUACCAACACGAAUCUAACGUAAGGGAAGUGUGGAAUAUUUGCUCAUCCUGUUUAUUCCAAAGUCAAAGGAGAGAACUUCAUGUUGCAUUAGUUAUUAAGCUUUAAUCGGUUCUAGAUCGGCUCCCGCCCACAUCAUAUCACGUAUCCUAAAUAACCAUUGUAAUCGAUUCUUUGGGAACUUAUCGAUAUCGACCUUAGUAUAGUCGCAUCAUUACCUUGCCCACAAACUGUAUAAAGAAUCAGUCGUCACGCCACUCGGGCUCCCUUUGGUUUGUAUUCAACAAGUGAUAAUUAGUUAGUAAGUAGAAGACUACUUCCUCAUACCCCUAGCCAAAUCCAAUCCAAUCCCCAUCCACAUCCACAUUAUGAAAUUGAAAGUGACUCAAUUCUCAUUGUCAUGCUAGUGAUAGACUUAAACGAAUCGAAUUAUAUAGCUUAUGAUUUGAGUUUUUGGAUUAUGAAUUAAUAUUAUGACUUAUAGUAAUGGUUAUCCACUCGAGAUCGAGUAUUCGACUCGACGUUUGUAUACUAAGCGCAUUUGAAUCUUUUUCAUUUGUAUUCUUGAAAAUUGGCUAAUAAAUAACAAAAAUGUUUACCAUAAUAUCUCUAAAUUUACUCUUAACCUUUCAAUAUUAACCUUUUAGCUUAGAUCUGUUUAUUCUCUUACAACUCUUAACCACUUCCAAUCUCACUCUUGCACUGCUCCUCCCUCACGAAUUUGUACAAUUUAAUAUUUAUCUUCGUACUGGCUUUAGUUGAUUGCAAUAUGCUUUAAGUGCAAGGCAUUUCCGUCCAGCUGUUCAGCAUGUUCGGUCAGUUGUUCUCCAGUGCUUUCUGGCACAAGGUAAGUCCCCAGAAACAGUACAGUUGCGCACCAUUUCCUUAGUUCGCUCCUGCCUACUCGCUCUCUAUUGCUCUCGCUCGCUCGCUCGCUCUAGCUGGGAGUCGGCCUAUCUUGGUACACACACUAUACUAUAAUCCCUCCCUCAGUCUAUCUCUCUCUCUGUAUCCGUAUAUCCCUUUAUCCAUCCCACAAUACUUGGCAAAUAUUAUGCAAUGAUUAAACACCAUUUGAUUUGAGUUCUAUUUAACAUUUAAUUUGAUGUAUAGUUUACGCUUUCUUGUUAUGUUUGAUUGUUCGAUGACAAAUAUACUUAUCCAUAAUAUAACCGAUUUUGGUUUGUGAAUGUUGAAAAUAUUCUUAUAGCCAGUAUUUGAUUUAAUGAUAUGAUUGAUUGACGGUUAAUGCGUUUCAAAGUUUAUAAAGAAUACAAAUACCAAAACAAACAACAAAUUACUAUCGAAACACAGGCAAUGAAAUCGAUUGAAAUGAAUUUGCAAUCACACAACAUAUGGAUUUGUGGUGUAAAAAUAAAUAUUUUUAUACCCGAUACUCAAAAUGAGUAUUGGGG